This is a messenger RNA of Trematosphaeria pertusa, 1375 nucleotides long. Its product is annotated as 3-oxoacyl-reductase. Lineage: Eukaryota; Fungi; Ascomycota; Dothideomycetes; Pleosporales; Trematosphaeriaceae. The record is from RefSeq and is a predicted model, not a curated record. The coding region runs from base 313 to 1191 and encodes 292 amino acids. The transcript is spliced from 2 exons.
AAUACAUUCAUUCCUCUACACUCCUAAGAUCCCAAUUGCGUUUCUAUCCAUCCAAGCCACUUUUCCACAAUAGACUAGUGCCCCCUCACUUAUUUCCGUGCCACAAUCCCAACCUACCUCGGCUCGUCCAAGCUCUUCACAACAGCUAUGCCGCACAACUCUAGUCAUGACAAAACAUACAUAAACACCCAGAUCACCUCGUCCUCAUCCCCACUAACCCGUCAAUCGCUCACCUACAGCUAGCUUCUCCCAUCCUCUCCGUCCAUUCCCACGGGCAUUGCCGACAUUCGUUAACUACGAGCCACAUCCACGAUGACGCACCAAGCCGCAAAAGACGACCUCCGCGUCUCCACGCUCUUCGACUUCUCAAACCACAUCGUGCUCGUAACAGGCGGCGCGACCGGGCUCGGCGAGAUGGCAGCCCAAGCAUUCGUGCAAAACGGCUCCCACGUCAUAAUCGCCUCGCGCAAAGAACCCGAGCUGAAAUCCACAUCCUCGCGCCUCAAUUCCCUCGGCCCCGGACGCUGCGAAUACAUCGUCGCAGAUCUCAAAGACAAAGCCGGCUGCGUGGCGCUCUGCGAGGAGGUCAAGCGCAGAGUCGACAGGCUGACCGUGCUGGUGAAUAACACGGGCGCGACGUGGGGAGACGACUACUACGACUUCCCCGAGAGCGGGUGGGAUAAGCUGAUGAGCUUGAAUGUGAAGAGUAUCUUUUAUGUGACGGUGGGGCUGGAGCCGUUGCUGCUCAAGGGCGCGAGUCCCGAUUCGCCGAGUAGGGUUAUUAAUGUUGCGAGUAUGGCGGGCAUUCAGACGACGGAUGUUACGACGGGCGAGACGGGUGGACUGUCGAAGCCGGGUCAUGGGACGUUUUCUUAUGGCCCCUCCAAAGCAGCAUGCAUACACCUGACCAAAAUGCAAGCCUCGAAGCUCGCGCCCAAGAACAUCAUGGUCAACGUCAUCUGCCCCGGCGUCUUCCCCUCGCGGAUGACGAGCUUUGGGCUGAGCAAGUAUAUGGAUACGCUUGUUUCGGGGCAGCCGACGGGGCGCAUUGGCAAGCCGAGCGAUUUUGGCGGGCUAGUGCUGUUUUUGAGCAGUAUGGGAGCCGCGCAUAUGACGGGGAAUGUGAUUGAGUUGGAUGGCGGGAGCACAUUGACAGGGUGGAGGGGGAAGAGGGGCGAGAGUAAGAUGUAGGGAAAUGGGGAUGUUGGUUGGGUUUUGGCCUGCUGGUGUGAAGGUAAUAGAUACGUUGGGAGGUAGACGGGUUGUAGGUGUUACGAAGUAUGUUGCACGCACCCUAUACCCCGUCUUGAUGUGUGAUCUCGCUGCAAGGCAAGAAACUGCGUAUUCUGGCGACAUAAUUCAGACAAUGGAAGUU